GACUAUGUCCGCGCCAUGUGCUGGCGACAAGUGUCCAAGUUGACCAAGACGCUGUUCGUGGUGAUCUUCUACAUGACGAUGUACGAGCUCAUCUGGUACGCGCUGGGCCCCACCACCGAAGUCACCUUCAUCAGCGAGGACCUGCAUGUGGGAGACAAGUAUGCGUUGAUAUUCCUGGCGGCGGGGCCCGAGUGGCCCGUGUUCUCAGACGCUGAGGGAGCCGAGGUGUUCAGGAGCAGAGGUUGUGGCCCCUGUUUUAUAACCAACAACAAGGGCCUGCUGCCCAUGAGCGAGUUUGACGCCGUGCUGGUGUACGGGAAGACAGCAUUACUAUCGGACAGUAUGGCGGCCAUGCCCCCGGAGAAGAGGUUCCUGCUGGAGACGUACAAGCGCUGCAUGUCCAGCAAGCUGUCGCGCUGUAUCAGGGAGCCGAAAGUGACGUCAUUCGUCAACUUUAUGGUUUUCCACUUGUGCGAGCUGUGUGACAAGCUAUUGAGGAAUCGGUACCAUAAUAAAAUCGCGCAAUGAGUGCCUUGCUAAUGAAGCGAGCUGUGUCGAGCUGUGUCGGGCUGUGCCGAGCUGCACCGAGCUGUAGCGAGCUGUGUCUCGUUAAAUUGUCCCUAGCUGCUAUAAUAUUGGUGCUUGUAGACAGUGCCAGGCGCCACUCGACGGCUCGGUGGCUCAGUGGCUGUAUUGUUGUAUAGUUAGGUACUGAUGUAAUGUCUGUCAACCACAAAGUUUGAGACUGCUGUUAUGUUUCAGAGAGUUUAUUAGUGAAGUAGUGUGUGUACAUUAUAUAUUGUUGAAUGUACAAUAUGAUGUCUGGUGCUGUCACAGCACUGUAGUGCACUAGAUGAUAACAGCAGCGCGUGGGUACUAUAAAUAAGAAGUUCCGAUGUCAGACGGACGCACUAGCAAACGACGUCAUUACACAUUUUUGUUUGAGAAAUUGGAACAAUUGACUGAUAUAUUAUAAUAUUAUUACACCGGUCCAGUGUUUGUAAAGUAUGUCGAAGUUAUGUAUUUGUCACUAGCUUUUACCCGCGGCUUCGCUCGCG
Spodoptera litura is the source of this 1058-nucleotide messenger RNA. The record is from RefSeq and is a predicted model, not a curated record. Lineage: Eukaryota; Metazoa; Arthropoda; Insecta; Lepidoptera; Noctuidae.